CCCAGGACUCUUCAUUUGGUAUGGAAAUGUCUUCUUACCUGUUUCCUGUUCGGCUGGGAGUUCCUAGAUGCUAGAGGAUGUCUUACCUUUUCCUGUUCCUGGAGUAUCGUUCUCAAUAAAUGUCUCUGAGUGGGUGGAUGAAUGAAAGCGAGUGGAGUGACUUCAGGGCCAUUAAGAACCGCUGUGUUGGGAGCUCCUUUGGGCCUGUCCCUGAGGCUCCUCUUACGUGUCUCAAAGAGUGGCCCAGAGCCUCCACGGGAGCGGAUGGGGGCCAAUCUGCGAUGGCAGCCCAGCCUGGCACACCUUUCGAGCUGGCCUGGGUCUUGUUUGAACACCUCCUGCGUGGAAGGCAGCGUUCGGGCUUUGUAGGAAUAUAAAAGACCUACGAGAGAAGGGUACCAUGCCCGUGGAAAGGAUGCGAAUGCGCCCAUGGCUGGAGGAACAGAUAAAUUCAAAUACAAUACCGGGGCUGAAGUGGCUUAACAAGGAAAAGAAGAUUUUCCAGAUCCCUUGGAUGCAUGCGGCUAGACAUGGGUGGGAUGUGGAAAAAGAUGCACCACUCUUUAGAAACUGGGCCAUCCACACAGGAAAGCAUCAGCCAGGAGUAGAUAAACCUGAUCCAAAAACAUGGAAGGCGAAUUUUCGAUGUGCCAUGAACUCCUUGCCUGACAUUGAAGAAGUCAAGGAUAAAAGCAUAAAGAAAGGAAACAAUGCCUUCAGAGUAUACCGGAUGUUGCCGUUAUCUGAAAGACCUUCUAAGAAAGGAAAGAAACCAAAGACAGAAAAAGAAGACAGAGUGAAGCACAUCAAGCAAGAACCAGUUGAGUCAUCUUUGGGGCUUAGUAAUGGAGUAAGUGAUCUUUCUCCUGAGUAUGCCGUCCUGACUUCAGCUAUAAAAAAUGAAGUGGAUAGUACGGUGAACAUCAUAGUUGUAGGACAGUCACAUCUGGACAGCAACAUCGAGGAUCAAGAGAUUGUCACUAAUCCUCCGGACAUUUGCCAGGUUGUAGAGGUGACCACCGAGAGUGACGAACAGCCGGUCAGCAUGAGCGAGCUCUACCCUCUGCAGAUUUCCCCCGUGUCUUCCUAUGCAGAAAGCGAAACUACCGAUAGUGUGCCCAGUGAUGAAGAGAGCGCCGAGGGACGACCACACUGGCGGAAGAGGAACAUUGAAGGCAAACAGUACCUCAGCAACAUGGGGACACGAAGCACCUACCUGCUGCCCAGCAUGGCGACCUUCGUUACUUCCAACAAACCUGACCUCCAGGUCACCAUCAAAGAGGAGAGCUGUCCGGUGCCUUACAACAGCUCGUGGCCCACUUUACCAGACCUCCCCCUCCCACCCUCCGUGACCCCAGCGCCCAGCAGCAGUCGGCCGGACCGGGAGACGCGGGCCAGCGUCAUCAAGAAAACGUCAGAUAUCACCCAGGCCCGCGUCAAGAGCUGUUAAGCCUUUGACUUCCCCCAGUGGUUGUUGGGAUGUCUUGGCUGUGUUUUGUUGUUUGUUUGUAUUUUAUUUUUCUCUCUGACACCUAUCUUAGACAAAUCUAAGGGAAAAAGCCUUGACAAUAGAACAUUGAUUGCUGUGUCCAACUCCAGUACUGGAGCUUCUUUUUAACUCAGGACUCCAGCCCAUUGGUAGACGCGUGUCUCUAGAGCCUGCUGGAUCUCCCAGGGCUGCUCCCUCAAGUUCAAGGACGUCAUAGGACCAACACCCACACGGGCAGCGCGGUGCUGCAUUGCCUGCGGUCAAGGCCAGCACAGUGGAGUGGAUGCCUCAGAACGGAUGAGAAAAUGUGAACUAGCUGGAAUUUUGUAUUCUUGUGAAUAUGUACAUAGGGCAGCACUAGCGACGUUGCAGUCUGCUUCUGCACCUUAUCUUAAAGCACUUACAGAUAGACCUUCUUCUUGUGAUCUUGCUCUAUUUCACGGCACAUUUCAGCGUUCCCCCUUCGCGGCCCUUUGUGUCCUGCCUCCCGGCCCGUCCCCUCCACUUCCUUUCCUCCUUGUCCUCCCCACAGAGGCUGUGUUCCGCAUCCCUGAGGAGGAGAAGAAGAAAAAGAGCUUCUCCACAGAUGUCCCAUUUUUAAGACUGCUUUAAAAAAAAAAAAAAAAAGAAAGAAAGAGAAAGAAAAUCUAAUCUGCUGUGCUUGAAUGCCACGCGGUACAGAGGAAAACUAUCAUGGAGAUAUUAUGCAAAUUCCCAGAUUUGAAGACAAAAAUAUUCUAAUUCUAACCAGAGCAAGCUUUUUUAUUUUUUAUACAGGGGAAUAUUUUAUUCAAGGUAAAAUUCUAAAGAAAAUAUAAUUGUUUUUUAUCUUUUCUACAGCAAAUUUAUAAUUUUAAGAUUCCUUUUCUUGUUUAUCAGCAGUUGUUAUUACAUCCUUGUGGCACAUUUUUUUUUAAUUUUGUAAAGGUGAAAAAGCUUUUAUGAGCUCAUGUAGCAAUCAAAUUAUCCUGUGGAUUGAUAAUAAAUGAAUAUGAUAUAUAGUUAAAUUUUUAA
Molecule: messenger RNA, 2503 nt
Organism: Leopardus geoffroyi (Geoffroy's cat)
Lineage: Eukaryota; Metazoa; Chordata; Mammalia; Carnivora; Felidae
Gene: IRF2
Product: interferon regulatory factor 2
Exons: 9
Coding region: 401-1450 (349 amino acids)
Biological process (GO): immune system process; regulation of transcription by RNA polymerase II
Cellular component (GO): nucleus
Molecular function (GO): RNA polymerase II cis-regulatory region sequence-specific DNA binding; DNA-binding transcription factor activity, RNA polymerase II-specific
Source: RefSeq, a predicted model, not a curated record